Messenger RNA from Polypterus senegalus (gray bichir), 2383 nucleotides. RefSeq names its product solute carrier family 66 member 2. The record is from RefSeq and is a predicted model, not a curated record. Gene Ontology annotation, biological process: retrograde transport, endosome to Golgi; phospholipid translocation. NCBI's taxonomy places the organism in Eukaryota, Metazoa, Chordata, Cladistia, Polypteriformes, Polypteridae. The coding region runs from base 819 to 1631 and encodes 270 amino acids. The transcript has 6 exons. Gene Ontology annotation, cellular component: endosome; trans-Golgi network.
CCUUCCCGGAAUGAAAUGGUGCCUUUGUCAAGCUCUAGUUCUAUGAUGAACUACACAGCCCAGUAAAAAAACAUCAAGUGCCAGUACAGAACCAGGAUUUUGAAGAGUGCAGGGCUGUGAGACAUCAGUGCUAACGAACAACUUUUGUACAAAUUAGAGAGAAAUACAAACACGAGCACGAACCGGCCGUACGUAAUUCCUCACCGAUUUUUGCUUACCGGACCCUUAAUCUAGGACCUUUUAGGACCAAGAGGCCGACGGGUCCAGUCUGCGAAUGACGUCAUUACCAGGAAGCGCAGCCUUCUACGUUUUUGAAUGAAGAGGCUGCUGUGUAGAAAUUCGGCACUGGAAUGGAGCGUCUGUGACACUUUGUGGAGAGGUGUUUUUCGCCACGUCUGCGUGCAGGCAGCAAACUAAAUGUGGACAUUAAAGUUUCGGAACGCCAAACAAGGCCACCAGUCUGCCCAAAGAGACGCCGUGCUGCUUUAUGCAGAUCGGGGAAGCGAAGAAAGCAACGCAAAAGCCUUCGGUGAAGAGACAGACGCGAGUCGGGACAAAGAAGACUGAACAGGACGGCUCUCUCCGGAUUACAGAACGGUCUGAUCGAUGAUUGCGUGGCAGAAGAUGAAGUAGCAACAUCGUUGUAAUUAAGCAUCGCACCUUUGCAGGAAAUGAAAGGCAGAGCCGCCGAUCGACGUCAUUCACCUAGGCUGCCAUGGGUAUAUGAUAAAGUCUCCAAGUAUUUUUAAAAACUUUUGACACUCUUUGCGGUUGGAAGUUCAUCUGCUAAUGACCCUUAUCAUUUAUUCCAAUUGAAUAUGGAAGAUGAAGCUUUUGAUCAGAUCAUUUACGUGAUCAAUCAACUGAUAUCAUGGCUCGCCUCUGGUGCCAUGAUCUUUGGAGGUGUUGUGCCCUACAUUCCUCAGUACAGAGACAUUAAGCGCACCCAGAAUGCCGAGGGGUUUUCUACUUAUGUGUGUCUGGUGUUACUGGUGGCAAACAUCUUGAGGAUCUUAUUCUGGUUUGGAAGACAUUUUGAAACUCCACUGCUUUGGCAAAGCAUAGUCAUGAUUGCAACCAUGCUUCUGAUGCUAAGCCUUUGUACUGAUGUCCGCGUGGCCAACGAAAUCAACACUAAGCGGCGUGCCUUCACAGCAACAGAUAGUAAGGAUGAAGAACUCAAAGCUCCUAAGAAGUUCUUUAUGGAUUUUGACUUGAAUUACUUCUGGCUGUGGAGCAGAUUUGUUGACUAUUUGCAGUGUGUCCUGGCAUUCACGGCAGUAGCUGCUUACAUUACCUACCUCUUCCUGGACUCUGCUCUUUUUGUUGAAACACUGGGCUUCCUUGCUGUGUUCACUGAGGCCAUGCUUGGCACUCCACAGUUAUACCGAAACUAUCAGAACAAGUCCACCGAAGGCAUGAGCAUCAAGAUGGUGUGCAUGUGGACAAGUGGAGACACCUUUAAGACCGGCUACUUCAUUGUGAACCAGGCGCCAGUUCAGUUCUGGAUCUGCGGCCUCCUUCAGGUCUUUGUGGACUUUGCCAUCCUUUUCCAGGUCUAUUACUAUAGCCGCUACCCACAGAAGCCUGCCUCUCACACUGUGCACGCGGGCAGUGCCAAGGCCCUCUGAACAUUGUGACGUGAUGCCACUUGGCCUUUGCUCACUCCUGUAGGUCACUUUAAUCUUAAGAUAAGCAUUUGUUACAAAGAAAUCUGUGUGAGAACAUUUUUUGAGAAGAACUUUGUUAAUGAAGUCUUUUCAGCUGCUUAUAUUUUUGUAUUUUGCUAUUUAACUGAAGAUUGUUGUACAAUAUUUUUGCCUUAGAGAUAAAAGGGCUGGACAGUUCAAAAUGUGCAGGAACUGAAAAUGAUUACAGGGAGAUGGUCUAUCGUGGUCUUUUGUAUCUUUUAUUUUUUAGGGUGGAAAUUUUUAGUUUGAUGGAAUUGUCCUUAAAAUAUGAUCAUUAACAUUUAUUUUCUUUUUUUUUUCUUGUGUAUUUUGUGUUUCUCAGCUUCCAAUAUCUAAAGCAGUUUUAAAAAAAAAAAAUCAGUAUUUCUUGAACCGGGCAAAACAAUCCAAUGUGGAUUUUGAAAGCUCCACAGUCUUUCAUUUGCCCUUCUUCCACACAUUAACUGAAAAAGCCAAAUUAAGGAUUUUGAGGAUUGAGUAUUUACCAUUUAGCACUAAUCUGUUUAAACCCUUUAUGUAUUUUUAUGUGCUUUUGGGACUGCAUUUUUUCCAAAAAAUUAAGCACAGGUAUCUUUUUCGCAUAUGUUCAUAAACUACUUGUGAAUUAGCUCAGCCGCAAAUUACUCGCUUUGACAAUUAGUCCAGAUGGAAAGCUCCAGAAAUGCCUUUUGGUGGCUGCGUAACACAGAUUG